This is a messenger RNA of Melampsora larici-populina 98AG31, 1245 nucleotides long. RefSeq lists its product as uncharacterized. Lineage: Eukaryota; Fungi; Basidiomycota; Pucciniomycetes; Pucciniales; Melampsoraceae. The annotation marks the transcript as partial. Gene Ontology annotation, cellular component: endoplasmic reticulum. The record is from RefSeq and is a predicted model, not a curated record. The transcript is spliced from 8 exons. Gene Ontology annotation, biological process: GPI anchor biosynthetic process; fungal-type cell wall organization.
AUGGCAAUAGGAGUCUUUAUUGAAACUGGCUCACCUAAUGAUCUAUGUUCACAUCCAAUCUGGUACGGUCUUGGAGUCCUUUCAACUAUUGGUCUAACACUUUUCCAUGGAUGGUUAGGUUUUAGUUCUGGAUUGAUAUUAUGUAUCUUUAGUAUUAGUCAAUUGAAUAUCUUCAUUAGAUCUUUAUCAAACUUUUCUCGUCCCGGAGGUUGGACAUCUAUUGGACUUGGAUUUGGAAUUAGUUUUUUGAUUUAUGAUUUACUUGAACUUAUUCAUACUUUUACAGUUGCAUACGCAUUUGUACCUGGAGGAGAGAUUUUUAGAGAACAUACUCCAAUUGUCUUAGCAGUUGUGAUUGGAUUGAUUGGGAUUGGAUUUUUUGGAAAUCAAUACGAUAAGCGAAAAGAAGAAGAAAAUGAACUUGUAGAAGAGGACUUCGUUGAAAAAGGGUUGAUUAGGAAAGCCUUGGGUGCAUUGAUACUUGGGGCUGUUUUAGUGAUGUGGUUCAGGACCGUUUGGAAAGUUAAAGAGGUUUUACCUUAUCAUCCUGAAGAUAGAACCUUGAAAGCUGGUAUUUGGACGGUUCAUUUUGGUAUUGACAGUGGGAUGUGGGAAAGUCAAAGAAGGAUGAGAGAUAUCUUUCAAGAAUUGGAGUUAGAUGUCAUAGGACUUUUAGAGAGUGAUUUACAAAGGAUUGUGAUGGGAAAUCGAGAUUUGACUCAAUUUAUUGCUGAGGAUUUAGGAAUGUAUGUUGAUCUUGGACCUGGACCUAACAAACAUACCUGGGGAGCAGCUUUACUUUCGAAAUUCCCUAUUGUCAAUUCGACUCAUCAUUUAUUACCUUCACCCAAAGGUGAACUCGCACCUGCAAUACAUGCGACUUUAGAUGUAUUUGGCACAAUGAUAGAUGUGAUUGUUAGUCAUAAUGGACAAGAAGAAGAUCCAAAAGAUCGAGAAUUACAAUCAAUCGAAUUAGCAAGGAUCAUGAGAGAAGCAUAUCCUAGACCAUUUAUCUUUUUAGGAUAUGUAGUUAGUAAACCUCAUGCUCCUAGACCUGCUCCUUAUCAAAUCUUAGUAGAAGAUGGACAAAUGUUGGAUAUUGAAAGAUCAGAUUUUGAUCGAUGGUGUGACUAUAUCUUGUUUCGUGGGUUGAGACGAGUUGGCUAUGCUAGGGUGACAAGAGGAUCUAAACCUGCUGUAAGUGAUACAGAGAUUCAAGUUGGUAGUUUUCAAGUUCCACCAGAU